Messenger RNA from Symbiodinium sp. CCMP2592, 2835 nucleotides. The record is from the annotation of a GenBank genome assembly. NCBI's taxonomy places the organism in Eukaryota, Dinophyceae, Suessiales, Symbiodiniaceae.
AUGAGAUUCGCCCACCCGAAGAGCUCGUUGCCCACAGACUGGAUCGAACACGAGGGCUUCUCCGUCCUCGACAGUGUGCUGGAAUCCCUCCGAUAUGUGGUGGUGAACCAGGUUCCUGCCCCCCGAGUUUUCGAAGUCGCAGUGGACAAUGCGGCUUCGGGGAAAUUGCCGGAGAUGGAUCGCAAAGUUAUAGCCGGCCUUCUGAAGAAAGGCUGUGCAAAAGUACGCCGGCUGCGAGCAAAGACAGAGAUGGAUGGUUGGCUGCAGAAGAAAAAGAAGCCUAAGACGGGCCGCAAUAAGGUUGGCGAAGAGAUCGAUGCUAUGCUUGACGAGAUUGAUAAUGAAGCUCCGCCUGACUGGGAUGAGAUUGAAGAGAACAAAAAGCUGGAGGAGCAGUUUGGUGACUUGAGCCGUUUUACGGCUGAGGAGGUUGAGGACCUGAUGGGAUGCUUGAGUUCUCCAGAGAUGAUUGAUGAGCCGCAGUCUAGCGAUCCUGCAGAUCGUGAGCCCGAGGCGGGCGAUGGAGAUCGUGAGCCCAAGGCGGGCGAUGGAGAUCGUGGGCCCAAUGCGGGCGCUGCCCAGCAGAAGUACGCAGAGGCUCAUUUGAAGAUCUUUGGGUCCGAUGCCAUCACGUUGGAUGAUAGUUCCAGUGAAACCGAUCUGGCUACGAUGGAAGCUUUAGUGGAGCAGAGAAAUUUUGUGCAUCCAGAUGCCGUUGCCGCCGAAAAGGAGGAGCAAGGAUUGGAUACUUCCAAGGGCAAUGCCAAGAAAAGGGCCAGCGGGGACACGAUUCCGGCUGAUGAGGAGGAUAAGAAGAAGAAAAAAGGAAAAAAGGCUCCGGAGGAGCCCAACAAGACUUUCGCCGGUCGCCCGCCGCCGACAACCACGCCGUUUCUCUGGAGAUUCAAGUUUGCUGCUGAAGCUUUCCAGGAGCAUUUGUCCGGAAAAGUCGCGAUGGCGAAAGACAAAGCCGAGCGAAAGUUCCUGGCAUAUGUGUCCGAGCAGGGCCUCAGCACGAUGACUGAUCAGACAGAAAUUGAAAUCUUCUGUCACGAUAUGGCAGUGGCAUUUCUGCUGCACGAGGUGCCCCGCAAUGGCUCUGGCUUCGAGCUGAUGCUCAUCGACAAAGGAGGCAGCCUGCAGUGCUUUAUCGAAGCCGAGGGAGAGGUCACCUUCGACCGGGUUCAUACGCCGGGUGUGGUCGAUGAUUUCGAGUUAAGGCGGCCACCCGACGGCGACACGGCCCGCCAAGCACAGGCUGAGCUUCGAGCUGCAAAGGUGGAGCUAAUGGAGGCUACUGCAGAGGACUCGCAAGCCACACAGCCCUGGGAUGGAACACCGGCACCCGCUGCCAACGACUUCGACGAUGACGACUUGGAAAAGGAGUUGGAAAGGCUUAUGAGCGAAGAGGACGCCGCAGCUUCCGCCCAGGCUUCUGAGCCUGAAAGCAAUAGCAAGAUGCAGGCCACUACGCAUGGCACAGCAGCAGCAGCAGAAGAAGAAGCCGAGAAGAAAAGAAAAGCAGCAGCAGCAGCACAGGAAGCCGAGGAGAAAAGACAAGAAGCAGAGCAGCAGCAGCAGCAGCAGCAGAAAAGACAGGCAGCAGCAGACGAAGCCGAAAAGAAAAGGCAGGAAGCAGCAGCAGCAGAAGCCGAAAAGAAAAGACAGGAAGCAGCAGCAGCAGAAGCCGAGAGGAAAAGGCUCGAAGCAGCACUAGCCGCAGAGAUAGAAGCAGCUGAUGCCCAGAAGAAACGCCGAGAGGAAGCACUUGCAGCAGAAGCAGCUAAGAAAGCACAAGAGGCAGCAGCAGCAGAAGCAGCAGACACCGAAAAGAAACGGCAAGCAGCUGUUGAGGAUGAAAUCCGAAGAAUGAGGCAACGGCUCCAGGAGCUGACGGGGGAGACGCCACCGACAAUCGGCACGAGCAACUUCAAACGUGCACACAGCCCCACACGAGCAGCACCGAGCCGGAGCUUGGAUCUAUCGCCACUUUCGAAACAACUCAAACAGGAACACGAGGAGGAGGAAAGGCUCAAAAGGGAGGUUGCAAAUGCUACGAAGAAGGCGAAGUUGGAUGAAAUCCAAAGGAAGAAUGAGGCCAUGCGACAAAAGCUCUUGGCCUUGGGCAGCAGUGCUUCGACAAACUCCCCGCCCGCAGCAACUCCGAACCCCAGUGCUUCGCCGGCCCCGGCCGCAACAAAUGCGAACCCCGCUCCUUCGCCGACCCCGGCCGCAACACCUGCUUCGCCGAUCCCACCCCCGCCUCAGGGCCCACCCCCACCUCAGGGCACUGCGACCCCUCCGACAACGAUCCCAGCAGCUGCUCCUCCCGAGACUUCGACGAGUGAACCGACUGCUGCUGAUGAAGCGAACACAGUGGCACGAAAAGAAGCGGCCGCAGCGAUCCAGACGGAUAUGAUCAAGGAGUACAUGGCGAGUGGACAGGACGUGAACAAGGUCACGGUGGGGAUCAUUUUGAAGGAUAUGAUGGUUGAGCAAGAAAAAAAGACAAAGCAGUCUUUGACGAGAGAACAGGUGUUCACGCACUACGCCCCCAACGAACAGAAAGCGAAGGAUGCCAUUGACUUUGCUGUCCAGCAAGGCUGCCGGGACGAUCCGAACUUCCCUGCUGGUUCGGGGAACCUGCUGUACAAUAUCUUCACAGAGUUUUCCGAGACUGAGCUCUUCGAAAAACGUCGCGAGAUCGAGGCAAGCAUCAAACCACUUGCCUCCGACAACAGACCGGAAGCCAAAAAGCUGUUCUCAGAACUGCGACUUAGUGGCAAUUCGUUGGCUUCGCUUCGUUCUGGUUCUCUUUCUUCGAAAAACCCUUAA